Molecule: messenger RNA, 1287 nt
Organism: Caenorhabditis remanei
Lineage: Eukaryota; Metazoa; Nematoda; Chromadorea; Rhabditida; Rhabditidae
Exons: 5
Coding region: 1-1287 (428 amino acids)
Biological process (GO): biosynthetic process
Cellular component (GO): cytoplasm; mitochondrion
Molecular function (GO): pyridoxal phosphate binding; L-kynurenine:2-oxoglutarate transaminase activity
Source: RefSeq, a predicted model, not a curated record
AUGACAACAUCAUUCAAUCCGAUUCCAGCCGAAAGAGUUGGUGACCAAUCUCCUUCGAUCUGGGUCGAGUUGACUGCUCUAGCUGCAGAAUCUAGAGCGGUAAAUCUCGGUCAAGGAUUCCCAGACGGACCAGCACCGAAGUUUGUCACUGAAAUUCUCAAGAAGAUUUCCAAGAAACCAGGUUUGGUCGAAGCUCACCAGUACACUCGUGGCUUUGGUCAUCCGAAACUUGUUGAAAUGCUCUCAAAGUGGUACACCACUUUCUACAAAGUCAAUGUUAACGCAUUGGAAGAUAUCCUAAUCACCGUUGGAGCGUACCAUGCAUUGUACUACGCAUUCCAAGCUUGGAUCAAUAAAGGAGACGAAGUCAUCGUGAUCGAGCCAGCAUUUGAUUGCUAUGGACCUCAAAUCAGGUUUGCUGGAGGGAUCCCAGUUUCUGUUCUCAUGCAACUACCAGAAAAAGCUGAAAGUGCUGCUGAAUUCAAAAUCAACUUCACUGAACUCGAGGAAAAAAUCAGCGAGAAGACCAAGAUGAUUGUCAUCAAUAAUCCUCAUAAUCCCACUGGAAAACUCUUCACUCUUUCUGAACUUGAGAGCAUUGCCGAACUUGCCAAGAAGUACAACUUGAUUGUGGUUGCAGAUGAGGUCUACGAGUUUCACGUCGAAAAACACCUAGACAUGAUUCGCUUUGCGAGCCUUCCAGGCAUGUACGAGCGGACCAUCUCCAUUGGAAGUGCCGGAAAAGUUUUCUCCGUGACUGGGUGGAAAUUAGGAUGGGCAAUUGCCCCGAAAAACCUCCUGGCUCCACUCAAAACCAUUCACCAGAAUUGUGCCUAUACUUGCUCCACACCGACCCAGUUGGCCGUCGCUAAGGCUUUUGCGUAUGAAUUCCCCAAGUACUUCAACAAUUCGAAAAAGUCAUAUUUGGCUCACAAAUUGCCCAAAGAGAUUGCUGUGAAACGUGCCAAACUCGCUGAAAUGCUCGCGACAGCUCAGUUCUCUCCGAUCAUGCCCGAAGCGGGAUUCUUUAUGGUGGCGGACUAUACAAAUGCUAAAAAUAUUCCGAUCUUCACAAAAUCCGGCCAAAAAGAGUCGGAUGACCCAGCCGACUUGCUUUUCACCAGAUGGCUCUGUCGCGAAAAGAAGCUUGCUGUAAUCCCAUUGACUGCGUUUUUUUCUACACCGGAAAUGAAGCACUCGAACAACAACAUGGUGCGCAUCUGCUUUUUCAAAAAAGUCGAAACUCUUGAUAAUGCCAAGAAAAUCCUUGAUAUGUUUGCUCAGUAA